This is a messenger RNA of Thermochaetoides thermophila DSM 1495, 1533 nucleotides long. RefSeq lists its product as uncharacterized. The transcript is spliced from 3 exons. NCBI's taxonomy places the organism in Eukaryota, Fungi, Ascomycota, Sordariomycetes, Sordariales, Chaetomiaceae. The coding region runs from base 1 to 1533 and encodes 510 amino acids. The record is from RefSeq and is a predicted model, not a curated record.
AUGGCAAUUCCCCGGGCCGAACCUCUUCAUCCUGCUAUCGCUCCUGCCCUUCUCCACGCCGAUCCCCACGCUGUCACGCAACAGUCAUCUGUGCCUAGCUCCCAAGAAAGUAUCGAGCCGCGGCGCUUGACUAGGGUCGACUUCACAGUAGAAUACCGCGAAGAACUUCUGGAAGAUUCACGGCAAGAAACUUGUCUGCGGCGCAAGCGACCGGAAGAAGAGUGUUCUCACGCUACCCCCUGUCAACAUCGUUUUCAACUAGCAGCCGUUAGAGGCCCGUCAAUAGAGAGACAACCUCUCUCUUUUUCCUCCUGCAUCAGGACCUCGUUCAGCGACAUCAACAUCUUCGCCUCGUCCCCCCAGACGAGACCGCCAGACGCUAUGAGGACGGAAACGCUCAUGCUCAUGGCGAGCGACCUGCUCAGCAGGGUCGCUGCGCCUGCCUGCUUCAAACUUCAAUCUCACUCGGCCUCUUUCAACCAGACAAUGGUCUCGUGGCUCACGGAUCCCGAUCUUCAACUCCCCAGUGGCAGUAUUGUCGGCUUGUGCUGUUCGAGCUUGUUGGGGUUGCAAUUCCAGGAUGAGACUGUUGGCGAGCAAGGGUUAAUUGUAGAUUUCCAACGGUUUUUGCUCGCGACGACGCUGGUGCAGAGUGGAUGGCACGGUGACAGGCAGUCCACGAAGCUCCGUGAUAUCACAGCGGCGGCGCAGAUUUCGGGAUGCCGGUUGAUCAAGCGCCUUGAUCGGAUACUCACCCCUCAAUUCCUGGCGUGCUGCGAUCGUGAAUCGUGCCAAGUGCUCUUUCUGCUUGUCCUAGGGACUGUUCUGGGAGUCGGGUAUUACUCACCCACAAGAAUGGCCGAGUUCUCUCCGUCCUUCCUCCUGAACUCGCUUACCCCUGAGUCACAACGCAGUCCGACUCGGUGGAUUGCCAUGAAGGCGCAGCUGUGCAAGAUGCUAGCGCAUCACCUUAUCUUCAUUGGUUCGAUGCUGGGCAUUGAGCUCGAUAAGGGGCUGGAGCAGCGCAUCAUUGAUACGGCGACUAUGAGGUGGAAUAAGGCCGAGUUGUUUGUGUGGGGAGAGCUGCAGAUGAAGUCGAACGAGCAGAUUCCGCCGGAUGUUUUUGGGCUAUCGGGGUUUUCGUCGAAGAGGAAAAGUGAUGAAUGUGGAGGAAGCAGUCGGGCGGGACCUUUGGGAGGCAGCAAAGAUCCGAUAUGGGCGGAUCUCCCGAACCCCUUAAUCCCGGUUCCCGUACUCGAUCAGGUCCCGCCGCCAACAGUUUUCCCGGCAACUGUUGAACCGCAACAGCAGCAAUGGUCAGACAAUCCCCAGUCGUGGUACGCUAUGUUCGAUCAGCCAGACAGCACACCGAAAGAGGCUCCUCCUCACGAAGAGCCUCACCGGCCAAUCACAUCUUCAUCUCGGUCAUUGGAACCAGAGUUUCUUGUUGGUAGAAACGCCGGUCAGUAUGGAUUGUCCGACCGUUCUAUGCAGGACCCGAAUACGGGCCAAUCAGCAUUCAUGCCCGGUUAA